CCCAAAAGCUCGGCUCACGUCUCGUCCCCUCCUCGGCGUCGCUGUCGUCUCCGUCUCCUCCUCCUCCUCCUCCUCGCGCGAGCUCGCCGGCCGCCACCGCCGUCCUGCCGUUUCCGCUGCGUCCUCACCGGAAUUCCUAUAUAGACACUACUGCCAGCAAUUUAAGUGAGGAGAUUUCAGGCUUCUAGUAGCAAGUAAAAACUACUGAUCUCCAAUGGCUCAACCUUCCUCAGAGAAAACGCCGUCAGUCUAUCUUUACAUUCCUAAUAUCAUUGGAUAUUUCAGGAUUAUCAUAAACUUCAUUGCUUUUGCCGUGUGUUACUCCAAUAGGGUGCUCUUUGCUAUCCUCUACUUCUUCAGCUUUUUCUGCGAUGGCCUGGAUGGUUGGUUUGCACGAAAAUUUAACCAAGCAUCAACAUUUGGAGCUGUGCUGGACAUGGUAACAGAUAGGGUUAGCACUGCCUGUUUGUUGGCACUUCUCUCCCAGUUUUACAGACCUGGCUUAGUUUUCUUGAUCCUGCUUGGGUUGGAUAUUACAAGCCAUUGGUUUCAAAUGUACAGUUCUUUCUUAUCAGGGAAGACUAGCCAUAAGGAUGUAAAGGACACAGGCAAUUGGCUUCUGAAAUUAUAUUAUGGACAUCGACCGUUCAUGGCCUUCUGCUGUGUUGCUUCCGAGGUUCUAUACAUAAUUCUCUUUCUGUAUGCUGAUGAGAAGUCAACAAGCUUGCUUAAUGUAUGCAGAGGCCUUAUGAAGCAAAGUCCUCUCAUUGUCUUUGUGUUUGUUUCAACUUUAAUUGGUUGGGCGUUGAAACAAGUUAUCAAUGUCAUACAGAUGAAAACAGCCGCAGACGCCUGUGUUGUGUUUGAUUUGAAGCGCGGCAAGUGAGAAGAAACGCACAAAGAGUUCAUUUAUUUUGUGUUUGACAUGCCGAAGAAAAUAUUCCAUGAGGCUUGGUGUACCAAAGCACAUAUAAACAUAGUAGUUCAGGUGUAAGAUUUUGACAUGUCUCUGACCCGAGGGAGGACAUGCUGUGGCACUAACAGCGUGGAAGAAAAAAAUCAGAUGUAUUCAGGAAAACAGGGUUUGCCAGAUUUUGUAUGUUUUUUUUUCCUUCAACGAUGAAUCGGUGCGAUCGUUGUUUCGUU
Messenger RNA from Oryza brachyantha (malo sina), 1146 nucleotides. RefSeq names its product probable CDP-diacylglycerol--inositol 3-phosphatidyltransferase 2. The transcript has 11 exons. Lineage: Eukaryota; Viridiplantae; Streptophyta; Magnoliopsida; Poales; Poaceae. Gene Ontology annotation, cellular component: membrane; Golgi apparatus. The record is from RefSeq and is a predicted model, not a curated record. Gene Ontology annotation, molecular function: CDP-diacylglycerol-inositol 3-phosphatidyltransferase activity. The coding region runs from base 215 to 886 and encodes 223 amino acids. Gene Ontology annotation, biological process: phosphatidylinositol biosynthetic process.